UGUGGGUGGAGGGAGUGAAAAAAAAAGUGAGUGAAUGGGCUUUUUAUUUUGAAGGACCUCGCCGGAAGAUGUGUCUUAUUGCAGCCUUGUAGUGAAACGUUAAUGUAACGGACUACUUGGUCACUUGCUCUGUUACUUGGACUCAGUCAUGUCAAACAACAGCGCCGCCAACAGCAGUCUAGCCCUCGCCCAGAAGGCAGUGAAACAGCUUCGUCUGGAGGCCAGUGUCCGUCGGAUAAAGGUAUCUCAGGCUGCUGCAGAACUGAAGACUUUCUGUUUGCAAAAUGCCCACAAAGACCCUCUCCUCACCGGGGUGCCCUCCAGUGAUAACCCAUUCAGGCCUCCAAAGUCAUGUGUCCUCCUCUGAGGGCUGUGAAGGAGUGCAGAACACUCAGCAGCAGACGCCUGAUCAUUCCGAUGUGGAUUUCUGUCAUGUGCCCCACUGCCUCUGAAGAUAAAGAAGCCAAGAACACACACACACACACACACACACACACACACACACACACACACACACACACAGAUGGAUUGUCACUGGAGCAGCUAAAGAAUGAUGCUGACUAUUUCAGCUGAAAGUGUACUAAAAGUUGCGCCUAUUGAUACAGGAUGUGUGAUUCUGUGUGUUGUUCAGGGGUCAGAGCUCUGUGCUAUGGUAGCCUUACACAAGAGUUUUUGGUUUUUAUGACCAUAUUCCUUAUUUUGACCACUUGCUAAUACCUGCUUUUACAGUAGAACUGCACUUUUUACAGUGGUUGUUACUGGAUGACAAAAAUCCUGGAGUUGAUUACUAAAAGAAUCCUGUGAAAGUCACAUCGGCAGACACCAGAGUCUUAUCUGAUGGUUUCUAUUUAUGAACAUCACCCAAAGCAGAUUUUUGAAAAAUGGAUUCCAUGUGUUUUUUUUCUUUUGUACAUGUUUAUAAUACAGAUCCAAUGUUUGCCAUGUGUGAGAAAAAACACAAAAUAAAAACAAAAUUUGGUCUUUCACUCCACCAGACACUGCUUUGGGAUUUCUGUACCUGAGCAAGAUACAGAAAUAUUGUUCCCUGUCAUUUAUUUUGGAGAAACAUUUAACCUUUAAAUAUCUGUAACCAUUCAUUUUGUACUCGCUCGACAAAUGUCAUUCUGGUAGAGAAAGGAGGAAGUAUGGAAACCUGAUUGUGUCCAGUUCAUACAGUUAAAAAAUCUCUCAUGUGCAGUGUUAUUAUUCACCAUUAAAAAGUGACCAUGUG
Messenger RNA from Dicentrarchus labrax (European seabass), 1231 nucleotides. RefSeq lists its product as uncharacterized. Gene Ontology annotation, molecular function: G-protein beta-subunit binding. Lineage: Eukaryota; Metazoa; Chordata; Actinopteri; Moronidae. The coding region runs from base 149 to 367 and encodes 72 amino acids. The record is from RefSeq and is a predicted model, not a curated record. Gene Ontology annotation, biological process: G protein-coupled receptor signaling pathway. The transcript has 3 exons. Gene Ontology annotation, cellular component: heterotrimeric G-protein complex.